This is a messenger RNA of Larimichthys crocea (large yellow croaker), 3304 nucleotides long. Its product is annotated as Golgi phosphoprotein 3. Lineage: Eukaryota; Metazoa; Chordata; Actinopteri; Sciaenidae. Bases 205 to 1086 code for a protein of 293 amino acids. Gene Ontology annotation, biological process: Golgi vesicle budding; Golgi organization; Golgi to plasma membrane protein transport. The transcript has 6 exons. Gene Ontology annotation, cellular component: Golgi cisterna; trans-Golgi network; cytosol. The record is from RefSeq and is a predicted model, not a curated record. Gene Ontology annotation, molecular function: phosphatidylinositol-4-phosphate binding.
ACAGGCGAGGUGCGUUCACGGUCCAGUUCAGCUCAGCAUCUACGUCACUGCCACCGCCGCCGCCACCAUGUUGGAUCAGGAAGUGGGCAGAGUCGAAGCAGGACUCCCGAGCCGAGCUUAACGUUACAUGCUGCGUGGCUUUCUGGCUGCUCGAGGAAGGCGCUUCUCUUCGGAUCGGAUCGUUUUGCAGCAGCAGCGGCAGCCAUGGCGACUCUCACGCAGCGAACCUCGGGCCUCGUCCAGCGGAGGACCGAGGCCACUCGCAGCGCCGCCGCCGACAAGGAGAGGGAGUCCGGCGGGGAGGAGGACGAGGCGCGCCGCGGGGAGGAGGAGGACGACGACAAGGGGGACUCGAAGGAAACCAGGCUCACGCUGAUGGAGGAAGUGUUGCUGUUGGGCCUCAAGGAUCGAGAGGGUUACACGUCUUUCUGGAACGACUGUAUUUCUUCCGGACUCCGCGGGUGUAUGCUCGUCGAGCUGGCCCUCAGAGGGAGGCUACAGCUGGAGGCCUGCGGCGUGAGGAGGAAAAGCCUGCUCUCAAGGAAGGUGAUCUGCAAGUCAGACGCCCCGACUGGAGAUGUGCUACUGGACGAGGCGCUGAAGCACAUAAAAGAAACCCAGCCUCCAGAGACGGUGCAGAGCUGGAUAGAGCUGCUGAGUGGAGAGACCUGGAAUCCCCUGAAGCUGCACUACCAGCUGAGAAACGUUAGAGAGCGUCUGGCGAAAAACCUGGUAGAGAAAGGAGUGCUCACCACGGAGAAACAGAACUUCCUGCUUUUUGACAUGACCACACAUCCGCUCACCAACAGCACCAUUAAACAGCGUCUCGUCAAGAAGGUCCAGGAAUCCGUUUUGGAGAAGUGGGUCAACGAUCCACACCGUAUGGACAAGCGGAUCCUUUCCCUGAUCCUUCUGGCCCACUCAUCCGACGUUCUCGAGAAUGCCUUCGCCCCACUCCAAGACGACCAGUACGACUUGGGCAUGAAGAGAGUCCACACUCUGCUGGAGCUGGAGCCGGAGAAAGAGAGCGCAAAGCCAAACGCCAACGAACUUAUGUGGGCGGUGGUGGCCGCGUUCACUAAAUGAAAACAAACACCUGAUUGGUUGGACUGGAAGAUCUGGCUAUGGUCUGUGUUAUUUAAUUGGUUGAAGGACUUCACUUUAAUGAGACGGACUUCACUUUAAUGAGACAAUCUAUUUUGGUUGGGGAGCCUGUUUGUACGUCUAUUUCGGAUGACAUUUUGGUGGUAGUCCAUAUUAACCCAGUGCAAUCUAAUUGGUGGUGGGCUUCACCAAGUAACAUUUGGUUGGUUGGAACGGUCUCUGAAUGAAAAAUGACUGGCUGCUUUCACACAGGUGAGGUAAAUUAUCUGCCAUGCCACUGCUAAGCUGGAAUAUACUUGUAAACAUCGACACUACGAAGAGACGGGCCUCUGUUAAUGUUAGGUGACAUCAGAGAACGAAGCAGGUGGCAGCAGUAGUCAUGGUGAAAAUGAAGAUUUUGAUCGGGGUCAAGUUUCCCUCCACGCUAAGGAAACAUCGUCUCUCCAUUACUACAAGAUCUCGCCAGAGUUCAAGUCUCGGUCUCGUCUCCAUACUCUCCCACAUGCUUAUGCAAGGAUAAAGAAUAGCAAUUCACACUGCUAUUGAUGCUCUUUGCACUCACACAGGUCUCCUGCUUCCAUCAACUCAUUCCCACUUGUGUUUGGGAGUACAUGCUUAGGGUUACUGUUAGAAUAGACUACCUGAAUGUUUUACCAAAUCACUCUGUACUCCUCACUAAAUCCCCUCUUCUCCUUUCCUCCUCAUUGCAUUUUGAGGAGGACAGCGAGGACGCAAACGCUUUUAAGUUCAGUCGCUGCAUCAUUUAAGAGUGAGCCAGGUAAUUUGGCCCUCAUAGUCUGUGACCUAAAUGAAGAAUUAAACCUUGAGUCUAGCAAAACUCUCUUAUCUUAUUAGUUUGCUGCUUUUGCAAUGGGUCCAUUCUGUGUGUAUAGAAUGAGACUAGUCUUCCCUUUCUAUUUAUGUUGCUAAUCGAUGCUUGGAGUAGCCUGCCAUUUAUCAACUAUUUUGCACAGUCAGUAGCCCUGUAGGUAGGAUCGUAUUUAUAGAGAUUUUUUUCCUUGGGUUGAGUAACAUUUGUCAAGAUGAGAUUGAAAGUUAAGAAACCUUAACAACCGUGGUUUUAAAAACAGAAUCUCUCACUUAUUUUGUCUACAGCUUUAUGAAUACUUAAAUAUCAUUCCUUUUGGACAUGUAAAAAAAAAAAAAAAGAGGUUCUGCUCAUAUUUUUUAAGCGCGAGUUGAGAAGCAAACAGGGAUCAGCCAAAACAAGAUUUACGUCAUUAGUGGUCGCUUGUACAAACGGGCUGGAUAGUGAUAGUCGGACAGGCUAUUUUCAGUUCGGAAAACGUUAAAGGGUCAUUUAAUCUGAGUGAAAGAAAAUAUUUUCUCACUUAACACUAGUCAAGCGGGUAGUCUUAGCUUUUGAAAUGUGUCUCAGAGAUACCUGCCUCUAUCUCAGUACAGUGAGGGCAAGUGAAAGUUCCUAUUUAAGAUCCUAAUCAGCUGUAAAAAAAAAAAAAAAAACAUGCUGUCAUGCAGCAUUCUCCUUUCGAUUCACUUCAUGAACCAACAGAACAGGCUGAACCGACCCUUUAAGUUUCUCUCUUGCAAUAUAAUGUAUCUCUCAGUUUUCUAUGUCAUGUCAUAAUUAGAUGUUAUAUUUCUAUCUGAAAGGCCCGUACGGGAAUGUUGCAUUGUCUCAUACGUGCAGGUGAUGGGAGGGUUACUUGGACCCCAGAUGAAUUCUUGUUCAAGACUGAAACUGUUGAAUGACAUGCAAUUGAUUGGAACAAAAAUCUAUCUCCAAGCACGCUUUACUGCAGGUCUGAGACUGAAACUCAUGUUUUAAUGUAAAAUCCCGACUGUAAACAUAAUUUUUGUCUGAUGAGUAUGAUUUAUAUGUGUGAAGAUACAUCAACUUUUAUUUCAUGGCAUACUUUAUAGUUCUGUCUUGUUUUUGUUUUUGUUUUUUCUUUUUCCUACCUACAAAAUACCAAUAGGUAUGACGAAGUGUUGAGAUCAGUUUACAACAAAAAGACCAUGCAUGCUAUUGGUGGAGGGCUGGGGUACUUGUGGAUGUAGCUACAGAGAAAAGGCUUGUAUGUAAUUAUUAGUCAUUUUAUGUGUACGUUCUAAUGGAAUUCAAUGAAAGGGAUCUUCUCUCCUAUCCUGUAUAAUUCUGUAUGCUUUUAUAUUACCACACAAAAUAAAGUAAGGAUCCUUUAAGUGCCUGAAUUUA